UCCCGGCGAAAUAAAGGUUUCACAUACACACAUCCUCUCUCUCUGUGUAACCCUCUCCCCCACUCUCUCUCUAGAUCUCCAUUUCCGAUUAAUCAACUCUUUCCUAGUGUGUCGGGCUCCAUUUCUUCCUUCAUUUUCAGGAAAUCUGGAUUUGUGGCCAUCGUUUCUUUGUUAGGGUUAGGGUUUUUUCGUCGAGACGCGUUCUUGUUUUCGUGGUCUCUCACUUUUUCUUUUUUUUUUUUUUAUCGAUGUGUGACUGAAGGAAGGAAUAGGAGCGAAGAACGCGUUGGAGAGAGUGUGAUUCAGGUCUUCUGAAGAAGAUCUGAAGGUUUCUGGGGGGUGAAAAUGAGCGCUUCGAGGUUCAUAAAGUGCGUCACCGUCGGUGACGGAGCUGUGGGUAAAACUUGUCUCUUGAUCUCCUAUACCAGCAACACUUUCCCCACGGAUUAUGUGCCGACUGUAUUUGACAAUUUCAGUGCAAAUGUGGUUGUCAACGGGAGUACUGUUAACCUAGGAUUGUGGGAUACUGCUGGACAGGAGGAUUACAAUAGAUUAAGACCUUUGAGUUAUCGUGGAGCGGAUGUUUUCAUUCUGGCAUUCUCUCUCAUUAGCAAGGCUAGCUAUGAAAAUGUUUCCAAGAAGUGGAUUCCUGAGUUGAAGCAUUAUGCCCCUGGCGUCCCCAUAGUUCUUGUUGGAACAAAACUAGAUCUACGGGACGAUAAGCAAUUCUUUGAAAACCAUCCUGGUGCUGUGCCUAUUACAACGUCUCAGGGAGAGGAGCUAAGGAAGCUGAUAGGGGCACCUUCUUAUAUUGAAUGUAGUUCAAAAACACAGGAGAAUGUGAAGUCUGUUUUUGAUGCUGCCAUCAAAGUUGUGCUCCAGCCACCGAAGAUAAAGAAAAAGAAGAGCAAGGCACAGAAGGCGUGUUCCAUAUUGUGAUGAAAGAACAGGUUCGACGGAUAAAUGCUAUCCAGCUGUUCUCAUCACAUUUAUCCCUUGUCCCUCUUUCUCCUCCCUUUGUCUAUAAGAGAGAGCAGGAGGUGGUCCUGGUAUGUAGUCAUUACCGACCGUUCUUAGGAUCUCUCUAAGAUGUAGCAAGGUGGCUUGUUAUCGUGUAUUGUUGUGAAUCUUGUGAUGUAAUUUUGUUUAGCAACACCAAUUUAGUUGUAGCCCACCUUACUGGUUUUAAUUGCUUUGCGUAUUUAAAACCAGAAGAUCCCAGUUUGAAAACAAGUUUGAAUUGUGACGAUGGUUUCAUAUUCAUUACUUUGUAUCUUGAUUCAAAACUUGGAGAUGUUUGUGAUGCAAUUGUAUCUUGAUUCAUUACUUGGACAUGUCUGAGGCGUAACCAGUCAAAAGAUUGUUUUUUUGUUUUGUUUUUCA
Messenger RNA from Cornus florida, 1383 nucleotides. Its product is annotated as rac-like GTP-binding protein RHO1. Gene Ontology annotation, molecular function: GTPase activity; protein kinase binding; GTP binding. Lineage: Eukaryota; Viridiplantae; Streptophyta; Magnoliopsida; Cornales; Cornaceae. The record is from RefSeq and is a predicted model, not a curated record. Gene Ontology annotation, cellular component: cytoskeleton; cell projection; cell cortex. The transcript is spliced from 7 exons. Gene Ontology annotation, biological process: small GTPase-mediated signal transduction; actin filament organization; regulation of cell shape. Bases 346 to 939 code for a protein of 197 amino acids.